AGUUGAGAAAACAAGAAAAGAAAAGAAAAAGAAAAUAAUCAAAUCUGGGAAAGGUAGUCAGGCGAUUCAUAUUAGGACAAAACGAUUUAUCAAAAAGACGCAACUCUGCUUUUGGUCUGCAACCCACCUCCACAUUAUCUCCUCCCCCUCUGUAUUUCUCUCUCCCAUUGGAAUUCUUUGCUCACAAGAGAAAGAACUGAAGAGCCACAGAGAGAGAGAGACAGAGAGCGAGCUAAAAAGUACACACUUGCUUUGUAGUGUGAGAAUUGGAAAGCAAAGCAUGGCAUUUGCAGGAACAACCCAGAAAUGCAUGGCUUGUGACAAGACUGUCUACCUUGUCGACAAGCUCACCGCCGACAACCGUAUCUACCACAAAGCCUGUUUCCGAUGCCAUCACUGCAAAGGAACACUCAAGCUUGGCAAUUACAAUUCCUUCGAGGGAGUUCUGUACUGCAGACCACACUUUGAUCAGCUCUUCAAAAGGACUGGUAGUCUCGACAAAAGUUUCGAAGGGACACCAAAAAUUGUGAAACCAGAGAAACCCAUUGACAGUGAGAAACCUUUGGCGAAUAAAGUCUCAAGCAAGUUUGGGGGAACCAGAGAAAAAUGUGUGGGUUGUAAGAACACCGUCUAUCCAACUGAAAGGGUUACGGUGAAUGGAACUGCGUACCACAAGAGUUGUUUCAAAUGCACCCAUGGCGGAUGUGUAAUCAGCCCAUCCAACUACAUAGCACAUGAGGGCCGUCUUUACUGCAAGCACCACCACAUCCAACUGAUAAAGGAGAAGGGUAACUUAAGCCAGCUCGAAGGCGACCAUGAGAAGGAACCUGUAAACGAGAAACUCAAAGCCAGAGAAGUCGCUGCAGAGUCAUGAUCUGCCAAAGAAAUCGUUCUGGUCGUUUCACUCGCUUCAGUCUGUGUUGAUUCAGUACGUUUUACGAUGGUCUACCGAUGGAGAUUUUAAUGCUUCCAGUUUUUGAGUGCGAUUGUUUGUUGUUUUGGGUGAUAUCGCAAGGUUGUGGAUGCUUAAGUGGGAAGACAAGGCUUAACUAUUCUUAUAAUCAUAUGACAAGUUAUCUGCUGGUAUCAUUUGUGAUUUAUCAUUGCCCUCUAAUCGAUUUUGAAUAAAUGUGUAUGUAUGAUUCCUUUUUC
Molecule: messenger RNA, 1152 nt
Organism: Camellia sinensis
Lineage: Eukaryota; Viridiplantae; Streptophyta; Magnoliopsida; Ericales; Theaceae
Product: LIM domain-containing protein WLIM1
Source: RefSeq, a predicted model, not a curated record